CGGUCGCGAGCGCGUGUGUUUCGUGUGCGUGCGAUUCACUUCACGUAUCUCAUCCUCGAUUAUGGUCCCUCUUGGAUUGACGAAACGAAUAGAAGAAAAAUCAAGUUUUCAGAAUCCGUCGCACUGGAUCCCAUUUUCAUUGCAAACCUUAAAAGCAUUUUCGCUGGUAUUGCGUUCCACAUUAUCGAUUAGGUGCUGCAGCACAGUACGCAUCGAUAGUUGUGCGAAAAUUGUGAAAGGCUGUGUGAAAAAGUGCAUAAAGAAAUGGCACAGUGAAUGGAAGAAAAAAAUCACGCAGCUAGUGAAAUCUAAGAAAAAAAAAAGUUCCGUGUUUUCCACCCGCGCUCAGCAGCUCCUAGCAACAUACGGAGUGAGUCGCUGAGGAAAGGUUCUCAACGCGUGUAUCAACAUAGUGAGCAGCGCCAUGUCAGUAACUCAUCUUCCAGCCGGACGUGUGAGUGUCGCGUGAAAGAAAGUGAGAUGUUAUACACACAUCUACAUCGAAGCAGCAUCGUAAAAAUAAUCUGUGUGUAAAGGAGCAAAUCAUUGAGCAUUUUUGCCGAGCUAACGCUUUUUUGGUGUGUUUUUCCUAGCGGUACCGUGCGUGGUGUAGUGUGUAUUAUUAUAUACAGAAAGUGCCUCUGCAAACGAGAGACAGCCGUUUGUGUAGAGUGGAGUACGCUGGUAGUGAAAAAUGUGCCACAUUAGAAGGGGUUUCGAGAGUGUUCUAAACGAGAAGCUUGUUGGUGUGGAAAAUCAAUCUUCAACAUUGGUGAUUUCAAUGUUUGGAAAGUGUAUCAAAAUUGGAAUGGAAUAAUUCAUCCAACACGGGUGGCUGUGCAGAAAGUGCAGAAAAGCCUCCAAAGUGAAGGACUGUGUUAUGUAGUGAUACUCUAAUGAGGUAGACAAAUCAGACAACAAGUUUGCCAAUGGUGAAAUAGUUUUCUCGAAGAGAAGAAAAAAAAUUAAAAACAGUGCAUACGUAAACUCGAGUGUGUAGAAGGAACCAUUCAUAGCGCCAUUGCCAGAGGCAGCUUUGAGUGCCACCUAGUACUGCACCGCGAGCAGUCGGCUACUCACCAGUCGAAGUGAGCAGUGAAAAAACCGGAGAAACCGAUGAGAAUAGCCUAAAUUGGGAUUUUCGAAGGAAGGCCGGUUUACAAUUUCAAUUACAUCAGGAUUUAUACAAAAAAUUUAAAUCAGUGGUCGAUUACACUUCGGGCUGAAGUGUGUGUGCAGUGCUGAGAUCGGUAGCGGGCCGGAUGCGAAUGUAACUGGGAUGGCCCUGCGAUCGGCAGCUGUGGCCUGUUGAACGUCAUGAGGAGAUACAAUCCACCGUUGGGUACCGCUACCGAAAGGGCGCGAUCGGGACAACAACCAUGGACAGCAGUUGUGGUGACGACGUGCAGCAAACGUAGCAGCAGCGGCGGUGUUGUAAACUUCGGAUAGAAUCAAAGUGAGUGAGCGCGCGUGAGCUCAACAGUGUGGAAACAUAGGGAAAAUAAUAUGAGAAUAGUUGAAUCGAAGCCAAAAUAUAGUUUAGUGCAACUGAGAAGAAAGAGGAGACGGAAGCAUCUCGCGCACGUGAGUGUAAGCAAGACAACGCCGAAGUCGUCUCAGCCGUGUUGUGGUGGUUGGCAAAAUUGUGAAAAAUAGGUGUUUAUCGUGAAAAGUUGGACCACACGAAUAUAGAGAGAGUGAGGAAAAGAGCACGAGGGGUGUGAAUUGGGAGUCAAGGGUCGAAAACGGUGCGCUCGUGUGUGGAGUGUGAGACGAGAGCACGCCAUUGGAGAUAUUUCGAAAAUUUGCUUUGAGGCCGAGCAACGAAAAUAAACAUCAGAAUGACCGACCAAAAGGACGUCCUUGCUGGGCUGAAUCUGUCCAGUCUAUCGGUGCUACCGGCAUCCACCCGACUGCGGGAGCUCGAGUCGCUCAUCAUCGAGAAUGUCACCUCGAACAACAACCCCAACAGCGUCGGUAUGUCUUCGGAAAAAUUCCUCUCGAUCGAAACGCUGCUCGAUUGCCUGUUGGUGCUGUAUGACGAAUGCUGCAACUCGUCCCUGCGGCGGGAGAAAACCGUUUCCGAUUUUAUCGAGCUGAUCAAAUCGGUGGUGCAAUGCAUCAAGCAGUUGCGGCUCUCCCGGGAGGACUUCGAGGUGCUCAAGGUCAUUGGCCGGGGAGCAUUCGGCGAGGUAUGCGUCGUCCGGAUGAAUCACACUAGUCAAAUUUAUGCGAUGAAAAUUUUGAACAAAUGGGAAAUGUUGAAGCGAGCUGAGACCGCGUGUUUUCGUGAGGAGCGUGAUGUACUCGUGUUUGGCGAUCGAAGAUGGAUUACCAACUUGCAUUAUGCGUUUCAAGACGACAUCAACCUGUACCUCGUGAUGGACUAUUAUUGUGGUGGUGAUCUGCUGACGUUGCUGAGCAAAUUUGAAGACCGUCUUCCAGAGGACAUGGCUCGGUUCUAUAUUGCCGAGAUGGUACUUGCAAUCAAUAGUAUCCAUGAGUUGAAGUACGUCCACCGUGACAUCAAACCCGAUAACAUCGUGUUGGAUGCGAGUGGUCAUGUUCGACUGGCGGAUUUUGGCUCCUGCCUGAAGCUGGGUCCCCAGGGAACGGUGCAAUCGAACGUGGCAGUGGGGACACCGGACUACAUUUCACCCGAAAUCCUUCGGGCAAUGGAAGACGGACAAGGCAAGUAUGGACCAGAGUGCGAUUGGUGGUCACUGGGGGUUUGUAUGUAUGAGAUGUUGUUCGGCGAAACGCCCUUUUACGCGGAGAGUUUGGUGGAAACAUACGGGAAGAUUAUGAAUCACAAAAACUGUUUCGAUUUUCCGAAUGACGACGAAGAGUUUCAAGUUAGUGAAAGUGCAAAGGAUUUAAUCAAAAGGUUGAUCUGCUCUCCCGACUACCGGUUGGGACAGAAUGGGAUCGAGGAUUUUAAAACGCACCCGUGGUUCGAAGGGAUUGACUGGGAAACGAUACGAAACGGCCAGGCGCCAUACAUACCCGAGGUUUCUAGUCCAACCGAUACGUCCAAUUUUGACGUGGACGAUACGGACAUUAAGUUGUCUGACGCGGUGCCUCCAACGACGAACCCAGCCUUCUCGGGGCAUCAUUUGCCCUUCAUUGGAUUCACUUUUACCAAGGAGAGCAGUAUAUCGGAUGUAGGGAAACUAUCACGUGCCAUUAACAAUUUAACCAAUAGUCAAUUACAACAGCAACAGCAACCGUUAGCUCCCCUUAAGUUAGAUGGCAUUCAGCAGCAGCAGCAGCAGUUUAAGCAUGGUUCGGAGGAGAAGCGCCUCAGUCCGGACAGUACGAGAAAGCUGCAGGAUGAAAUUAACAUACUAACAAAACGGAACUGCGAGCUAGAAAGUCAAAUUAAAAGCUUCGAGCGACAGGAAUUUGCCGUCCGGAGUAGUGGGAAUGCCGUCUCGGGAGAUUCGGUCGAUGGCCAGUUAGAUGCUAAGCUGAAGGAAUAUGAGAAAAUCAUUCGACAAUUGCGGCAGGAAAAGGAAGACCUGCAGAAGGAGCAUACCGAUGCACUUGAAAGACUGAAAAUACAAGAUAAGGAACUGAAGGAUGCUCUCGGCCAGCGGAAAUUGGCAAUGGCUGAAUAUACUGAGGUGACCGAUAAACUGUCGGAUCUGAGACAACAAAAGCAAAAGCUAUCCCGACAGGUGCGCGAUAAGGAGGAGGAAGUGGAAGUGGGUAUGCAGAAGGUGGACACAUUGCGAAGUGAACUGCGAAAAACGGAUAAAGUCCGAAGGGAAUUAGAAACGCGGUUACAGGAUCUAUUAUCGGACAUUGCCAGAGAACGGCAGCUGAGAGAGCGAUCGGAAGAUUUCUGUCGGCAAUUGCAGGCUGAAGCAAGAAAUCGUAGCUCAUCCGAUUUGGGCUCAUCUAGCUCACUCGGGAUAUCAUCCUCCGACUCAAUACGGCUGGAAAUUGAUAGAUUAGAGGUAGAGUAUAGCGAAAAGAUCAACCUGCAGCAGUCCCGCUACAAUACCGAAAUUUCCGCGCUCAGAGAUCAACUAACUGAGGCGGACAAUCAUCGGGAAAUGUUGCAGAUUGAGCUGCAACAAGCGCGCGAUAAAUUGGAUUCCACGCGACUGGAAUCGUUGACCGAUUCUGAGGAAACGAUUCUUGAACUACGCAAACGGCAUGAUCGGGAGAAAAAAAUCUUGCUGGAUGAUAACCGAAAACUGAUCUCCGAUUUGGAGAUACUCAGCGAGCAGAAUCGACGUUUGCAGAACGAGAGGCUACAAAUGGACAGCGAUUAUGAGGAAUUAAGAAAUAAACGCCAAGCAUUCAGUCAAUGGGAACGACAGAUUUCGGAAAUCAUCCAGUGGGUAUCGGACGAGAAGGAUGCCCGAGGUUAUCUGCAGGCUCUUGCCACUAAGAUGACAGAGGAACUUGAGUUCCUGAAACACUCAGGAUCACUCAAUCACAAUGCCAGCGAUAAGAAUUGGCGCAAUAGACGCUCGCAGAAGCUUGACAAAAUGGAACUGCUCAACCUACAGAGCUCAUUACAGAACGAGAUACAAGCGAAAGCUCUAAUCUCGGAAGAACUCACGCGAACCCGAACGGAUCUGGUUGCUGCGCAAAAAGACCUUCGAGAGACGCGCCAGGUUUGUGAAUCGAUUGGUGGCGAACUGAAGCGCAAGGACAGCCAAAUAAAAGAGCUACAGCAGCGGCUAGAAUCGAACGAAGGAUUUUUGGAAAGACCAUCCUCGCAGAUGUCCUAUCUGGAUCACUUCUUGAAGGAGUCGGGUGGUGGUUCCAGCUCUACAACGCACACCAACUCAACAUUAGCAGUGAACAUGCCGUCCCAGCAGAACAGUCAGCACGUAACCUCCACUAGUUCAUCGUCAAACAAUCUCACAAAUACCCCGAUCAACCAUCACAACCAGAGCUUGUCCUCACUCCACCAGCAGCUCCAGCAACAACAACAAGCUCAACAGCAACAAUCACACCUACCCCAGCAGCAGCAACCUCAUACCUACAGUAACCAACAGCAGGUGCAUCAAAUGCAUCACUCUAACUACUCCAUGGAGAGCGAGGAGGGUGAUGUGGAAGAUAUUCGAGGUCAUUCAUUGUCUAGUUCGAAAAGUAAUCUAAGUGAUCAUUCGCUGGUAACAUCCAGUAUGCAUAGCGUAAUGAUGCCAAAGCAGAAGGUUCAUCAGUUCCUUGUGCGUACGUUCUCUAGUCCCACUAAGUGUAACCACUGCACCUCACUGAUGGUUGGCCUCACCCGACAGGGCGUGGUGUGUGAGUUGUGUGGUUUCGCCUGCCACAUGAUCUGUUGCCAGAAGGUGCCCACGCAGUGUCCUGUGCCAUCCGAUCAAACCAAACGACCACUCGGUAUCGAUCCGACCAGAGGUAUCGGUACCGCGUACGAGGGCUACGUGAAGGUACCCAAGCUAGGGGCGGUCAAGCGAGGCUGGGUUCGACAGUUUGUUGUUGUUUGUGAUUUUAAGCUAUUUCUGUACGACAUCUCAGCAGAUCGCAGUGCUUUACCAAGUGUUCAUGUUACUCAGGUAUUAGAUAUGAGAGAUCCUGAAUUUGCGGUGUCUGGAGUUCGUGAAAGUGACGUUAUUCAUGCAGCUAAAAAAGACGUUCCUUGUAUCUUUAGGAUAACGACCUCUCUACUGGAUGGCGGCCCAUCACUACAAACUCUUAUGCUGGCCGACACCGAAUCAGAGAAGGCCAAAUGGGUUGUAGCAUUGAGCGAGUUACAUCGGAUUCUGAAACGAAACAACCUUCCGAACACGGCAAUAUUCCGCGUCAAAGAAGUGUUGGACAGUUCGCUUUCGGCAAUCCGGAGUGCGCUGAGUGCGCUCAUCAUUGACCCCGAUCGAAUUCUGCUUGGGACAGAGGAUGGCUUGUUCUGUUUAGAUUUGGACCGAAACGAAAUUGCACGAAUAGGGGAAAGCAAAAAGGUAUACCAGUUAUGGUAUAUAGCCGAGGAGCAGCUGCUGGUCAUUUUGUGUGGCAAACAGAGACAUCUGCGACUACUUCCAAUACGCGCUUUGGAGGCUACAGAUGUAGAGUGGAUUAAGGUGGCCGAAUCCAAGAAUUGUAUAACAGCUUGCACCGGUAUCAUUGAACGUGGUCCACAGCCAGUGUUUUGUGUUGUCAUCGCUCUGAAAAGACAAAAUACCUCUCAAAUUGUCGUCUAUGUAGUUAAUAGGAAUCGUAGUCGUCAUCAUAAAAUGUGUGAAUUUACUGUUGCAUAUCCCGUGCAGAGUCUGCAGGUGCUUUCCGAUAUGCGACUAGCAGUGGGCCAUCAGAGUGGCUUCACCGCCUAUUGUUUGCAGGGAGAGGCUCAAGCGAUGCCUCUUGUUCAUCCGGAGAAUCAAUUGAAUAAUUUUCUUGCGUAUUCCGGAGUCGACGCUUGGCGUGUUAUAGAAAUACAAUCCGGACAAGGUUCUAGUGCCCACGGAGAGUAUCUGCUAGUAUUCCAAACGUUAGCUAUUUAUGUCGAUUUGCAAGGCCGAAAGUCUCGAGACCGAGAGAUUAUGUACCCGGCCGUACCCACCAAUAUAACUUAUUGUGAUGGCCAUUUGCUAGUCUACUCGGAGACUCAUUUAGACAUUUUCAAUGCGCAAACAGCCGAAUGGGUCCAAUCAAUCGGACUCAAACGGUCCCGUCCACUUAUGAACAAUGGCAGCCUAUCGUUGACGACGCUGAAUGAUACGUCACACGUCAUCUACUUAGCAAAUAUGCACACAAGAGAACUUCUCAAUUCUGCGCCUUGUGAUCGAGAAGGUCGCUUGAAAACAAAACGAUUUUCGUUGCGCAAUGAAGGUAGUCGCACUAUACGGACAAGCACCGACCGUCGUUCGAAACUAAUAUCCGCACCGUCUAACUUUAACCAUAUCUCUCACAUGGGGCCUGGAGAUGGCAUCCAAAAACAGCGUCUGCUAGAUCUUCCAACAACGAUUGAGACAGCUGACCAAACCAAUCAGCACAGGAUUUCCACUAUGCGUCACGCUCCUCCGCCACCUCGAGCUCCACCACGUCCAAUGAUGCAUCCUCAUAAUGAAGGCUCGAACAAUUCAUUCCCAGGUGCUAAGCGAACGGCCCCGGCUAGGCCUCGCGAUCAGCCUCCAUCGUUACCACGCUCGCCUAGUCCACUAGGCAGUAUGUCCUCGCUACAUGAUGUUCUAAAGGUUGCAGAUAUGCAAUCCGAAUCACGGCAAAGUGUGGCCAGCAAUAACUCUAGCUCGGUCUCAACACCACCAUCGCCGACCAACGAUCGGCUUAGCUCUAGCUACGAUUCAUAAUGUUAAGAGAGGUGGUUAUUUUAACAAAUAAGAACAAUAAGAACAUUAGUAUCCGUUGGUACCCGUUGUCUUGAAAUUAGUCUAGUAUUUGAUUUUGUUACAGCGAAAAACGAACAGAAAACGAGCGAUUUGAACGAUUGAGCGAUUAGUCAAUUUCAUUGUUCAUUUGAAAAUGUGUAGAACGGGAUCUGCUAUACAUUGUGGUAAAGAGAAAACAAACCAAGCUGAAUAAAGCUUGCUUGUCUCUAAUUACAUUAUUUAUUAUUUUGUGAAAUUUGAAGGAAUAAAAUUUUAAAGCGAGCUUUGGAAACUAAACUGAUCUCUCUAAUAUAAUUUUUUAAAAAAUCUCGGACUGUUCCUUUAUUACAAACAUUGUUUUCCAACUGGUUGUGUUGAUAUAAACAAACACAAUCAGACGUGAGUUUGCCUCUCGUUCUUACCGCAAUAAUUCUACCCAUACUAACUGGCAAAAAAGAACCAUGUCAUUUAUCAAAAAAUACACUAACCCUAUAGAGUGCAUCAGCGAAGAGUCACCGUGCAAUAAUUAACUCUGGGAUUCGGCUGAAAACAAAUAUCGUAGGUAUCGAUUGAUCGAUCCAAGUCCAAAGUCUAGAAUCAAUUUCACAUGUCACAAGUAGAAUAGUAAUACUUUUUGUGCUAGAUUUUUCCUCGGUACCCCUCAAAAGUAAGCGGGAAAUCUUUGAUCAUCUCUGACUAAUAAAACAUAAUCAAAUUACUAAACCUAGAGCAACGAGUUCGUGAACAACAAAUAUACUGAAAUGAGAAAGGUUUUGAUUGCAGUUUUCCAUUCAUACUAUAAACGAAUUCAACUAUAAACGAAAACGAUCUAGUAAUAAUCCUGCUGAUUAGAAUGAAGCGUUUCUAAACACAACAAAAAUUAUAUAUGUCUGUCAAAUGUUCAUCAGUUUAAGUAUAAAAGUAACCCAUUCCACUUUCGACCGACUAGAUAAUGGUUCUGGUAUUCAAUUCAGCGUUCAACUCAUGAGGAGGUACUUUUGCUUUUACUAUUUUAUAGAAUUCGAAUGAUUAUAUCGUUCAUCUGUGUCCAUACUGAACUUGGACAAAAAAAGCGAAAAGGCGAAGCUAAUGGUGCAAAAUCAAAUUUACUUGUACCUUUACACAUAUAAGCUCCUACACUAAACAAAUCAAAGCAGAUUUUACCAUUGCCCCUUUGACAAAAGGGAAAGCAUGCAGAUGGAAAAGAAAGAAAUAACGUUUAAAAAAUAAACUGAUGACAAUAUUUAGUAUUUCUGAUACAGACUUACUGUAUUUGUUAGUAAUAUAUACAAAUUACCAAGGGAAAGUGUAUAUGCAAGAAACAUUCAAGCGACACAGCAAGGAUAAACCAUGUAAAAAACAAAAAGAUGAGUAAUUGAAUUAACCCAACUUAGUUAAGUCUCUGUUGUAAAAAGGCUUAUAUACUAAAACAAUGUAAAAAACAACACUCGAUACCGUUUGAUACCAUGUUUUCAAACGGUAGAAACGCCUCACAAGUUCAAUUUAAUAUAAAUAUUUAUUUACAAUCUCAGUAUAAUUUAUUUCAUUAGUAAACUUCAUUACCCAUUUAACGUUUCUCACACCAUUUUUCACCAUUGCUCUCUUGCAUUCUCAUUCGUUUUCAUCCGACCAUACUUGUAAGAACUUACAUUGAGUAACAGAUUUUCGCAAAUCGGCGAAACUAUUGCGAAUAAUGACAAAAAUACAAUAAAGCAAACACUAAUGAAUAAAAACCAACGAGUUGGAUACGAAACGAUCGAACAAAGGGAAACCUGUUGGAAGAAUUCAACAAAAACACGGAAAACAUAUACCUUACUAUAUAAAAAUAAGUUAGCAUUAUAUAGUAUAUACCGAAAGUCUAGUGUUUUAUAUAAUUAUAUUACUUGUAAAAUAACCACGACAAACUAUAUUAAUAUUAUACAAGUACUAAAACAGAAAAUCAA
Toxorhynchites rutilus septentrionalis is the source of this 9250-nucleotide messenger RNA. It is a transcript of the gene gek, whose product is annotated as serine/threonine-protein kinase Genghis Khan. Bases 1842 to 7289 code for a protein of 1815 amino acids. The record is from RefSeq and is a predicted model, not a curated record. Gene Ontology annotation, molecular function: ATP binding; protein serine/threonine kinase activity. NCBI's taxonomy places the organism in Eukaryota, Metazoa, Arthropoda, Insecta, Diptera, Culicidae. Gene Ontology annotation, biological process: peptidyl-threonine phosphorylation; actomyosin structure organization. Gene Ontology annotation, cellular component: cytoskeleton; cytoplasm. The transcript is spliced from 23 exons.